AUGCUCAAACGAAUCGGAUGCGGGCUCAAUCACAGUGUCUGCGUUCUCGAAGAUGGCAGCGUCUACGUAUGAGGCUUAUCUAAAAAUGACGAGCUCGGAGUCCCUGAACUAAAAGGUUUUGCUCAAUACACCCCUUACUCUUUUGACACCUCAUCAGACGAAUCCCAUUAUUCCGCAAUUGAAGUGGCAGUAGGAGAUACCCACACUGCUUUAUUGAUUAGAGAUGUAUCAUUACCUCCCUUAAAACUUAUUUAUUCAGCUGAAAUACCUAUAUCCAAGAUCUUUAAUCAAGUUUUAGAAUCCGUAAAAACGAAAUGUGUCACUAUGUCUAAUUAUCACACACAGAAGUGAAAAGGAGCUAAAGCCAUCAGCAGGGAAAAAGUUGCAGCCUUUUUCAAUGAAUUUUUAACGAACGAAAAUGAAGAAAUAAUCCAGGAAAUAACUGAUUUAUUGAUGACAAAGGCUGACCAAAACGGAAAAAUCUUAUAUAAAGAACUCAGAGACCAAUUAUAUGGGUUCAGAGUUGACGAUGGAAGAGUGAUGACUUGGGGCUGCAAAGAUAACGGGAGACUGGGGAGAGGCGACCCUAGAGAAAUGGAAAAUUCAAAAGAAAGGCUCGCACAUCUCCCUGAAGAGAUUUCGAUUACUAAAAUCAGUUGUGGAGGACAGCAUACGUUAGCUAUAUCAAUGGGGAGAAAAUUAUUUUCAUGGGGUGCGAAUGCAUAUGGACAGCUUGGCACUGGCAAUACUAAAGACCAAUUUAUCCCAGUGCAAGUUACAAUAGAAGCUGAAUAUCUAGUUGACAUAGCUGGAGGAGGUUCUCAUUCACUUGCACUAGAUAACGAAGGAAAUGUGUAUUCAUGGGGUUUAGGAGAAGGUGGACGCUUAGGCCAUGGAGAAAGCAAUCUUGAGCUCUUCCCAAGAAAAAUUAGAACCCUUGAUGACGUUGAAUCAAUCGCAGCUGGACAUUCGCAUUCUGGAUGCAUUAGAAAAGGAGAAAUCUAUACCUGAGGAGUUGGGACUUAUGCCCGAUUAGGCCAUGGAACUUUAAACAACGAAUUCAGUCCAAGAGCUUUAGACUUUUUCAAAGGCCGCUACAUGUGGAAGCUCUGCUUGUCCUUUUUCCAUUCAGCUGUGCUAGCUAUGAACGGAGAAGUCUGGGCAUGAGGAAAUUCAAAAAAUGGAAGACUUGGUGUACCCAGUUCAAGUGGAGAAAAUCAGCUGAUCCCUGUAAGGGUUGGCAUGGGCACUAUGAUGGGGGCAGUCAAAAUUGUCGACGUUGCUCUAGGCUAUAAGCAUGGUUUAGCUCUAUCCAAAAGAGGUCAACUUUUUGCCUGGGGGGAUGGUUUAGAUGGCAAACUUGGUAUAAACUCCAAAGCUUUAGAAGAGCCGAUCCCUAAAGAAGUAAAACUCCCCAAAGUCCACAGCAAAAAAAAGGAAGGGAAAUUAGACUUUAUGCCUUUAAAGUCUACAGCAGUUUCUUCAGUAUACUGUGGAGAUUUUAAUUCGUAUUGUUUAACAAAUGCAGGAGAAGUGCUUGCCUGGGGAUCCAAUGCAAAAGGACAGCUUGGAAAUAAGCCUUCAAAUGAGCCUGACCAAAGUGGAGAUGAAAUAGAAGAAGAUGAGCCUGAAUAUACAAAUGAUAUAGAAAGAACAAUGCCGAGGCCUGCUUCACAAUUUAAAGGCCGUAAUAGUUAUACACCGCUGCUAAUGGAUGUAUUUAGAAAAGAAAAGUUCAGGCUUCUUGCAUCGUCUGGAGAAUAUGUCCUUGCAUUAGGAGUAAAUGGAAAAGUUUGGGCAUGGGGAACGAAUGAGCAAGGACAGCUGGGUAUUGGAUAUAGUGAAAGCACAAGAGUUAUUAGAAGACCUGUGAUGGUGGCUGCAUUCAAAAGAAUUGAUAUAAAAUUAAUUGCAGCAGGCCCUUAUCAUUCAGCUUUUUUAGCUGAUAAUGGAGAAGUAUAUAUGACUGGAAGUGCAGAAUAUGGAAAACUUGGCCUUGGUGAUGGCGUCUUGACAGGAAAAAGCUCAAUUCAAUAUAUACCAAGAAUGGUGCUUGGCUUACCUAAUGUAAAAAACAUCUCAUGUGGCGUCACACAUACAGCAGCUCUUGAUUAUUCUCACCAUCUCUGGGUAUGGGGAAGUGGCUGGUUUGGAAAACUCGGACUUUCUGACGCAAUAGACCGUGUUGUCCCUACCCUUGUAGAUUUUAAGACCUUUCAGCCCCCAUCUCAGACUGGUUUAAAAGAAGUUGCAUGUGGAGAGCAUUAUACUUUAGUUUUGUCCCUUGAUGGCUAUGUAUAUGGAGCUGGACUUGCUAAAUUUGCAGGGCUGCAAAUGGUUGGCUCAAAUGAAGCUAUUUCUUUCCAAAGAGUGGUCAAAAUUGCGAGUGCUGUAAAAGCCAUAUCAGCUGGAAGAGACCAUUCAUUAGCUGUUACUAAAAGAGGACAAAUUUAUGGAUGGGGAAAAGUAACUUCAGGAAAACUCGGCCCAGGACCAUUUGUAUAUGUUGCAGAUGACCCAACUGUAGCCUUGCCAGGACAGCUGAUUAUGUCACAUGAUACGGUGUUUGAAAGGGCAGUCUGUGGAAGUAAUCAUUCAUGCGCUUUAACAGUAGAUGGCGAUGUGUUUGUAUGGGGUAGCACUGGGUCUGGGAGACUUGGACUGGCUUAUAUUGAUGACCCUGAAAUAAAAGUGCCUCAAAAGCUAUAUGGUGUUAAUAAAUGGCUAUCAGAAAAUAAAGAAAUUGCCGAAACACAAGUUGAUGAUGUUGAAGAAGGAGACAAUGAAUAUUUUUUGCAGACUUUAAUAAAAAAUGAGCCCGCGGAAAACUCUGAAGAAACUUUAUUACUGAAUGACCAAAAAAUCAUAUCAAAACUUGACAAUUUAUUGAUGAUGUUUGACAAGGUAAGAGAAGUAGAGCUUGAAAGGACAAAUUCUCUGAGCUACUUAGAAAGCUUAAUCGUUGCUAAAAUUGAAAAAAUGCCUCAAGUCGGAACUCCGCUCUUUAAACUUACCUUACCUCCUAUCAUCUCCAAAAAUAUCCAGCUUUACGAAUAUUUAUUAGGCUGUCUCCAAAGCCACCCUUGCUACCUAGGCAGUAUCAUUGAAAAAAAUCCAAACUUGCCAAGCACUCAGCUUGCAGACAUCAUCAAUGGCAUAUACGGUAACAUGAAAAACGACCCUAUAAAAAUGCGAAGACUUAUGCUUCUUUAUAAAAUCGCUCUCACAAUCUCAGUCGGAAAAUCAGAUUUCAAAAGAUCACUAAAAGUCAAAGCCAGCGACAUUGCAUCAGAAAUUUACUUUAAGCUCCUCAGAAGUCAGCCUACAAACAUCCAAUUCAUUUCAGGCCUCGCUGCAGAAAUAAUGAAGCUCGUCUACAAAGCCAGCAAAAAUAGUGUAAAAAAAGACAAGCCCAAAGUUGUAAAAGAAGUUUUUGUACGAAAACCAUCCCAAGCUUCUUCAAAUAAAGGAAGCAAUGAAGAAAACAAGACAGAUGAAGAUCAUGGCAGCGCGCCUGAAGCUCCACCUCAAGACGAAAUCAGAAGUCAGCCUGAAGAAAUUAAAAGCCAAUCAGAGGAAGAUCCUCAGAAUAUCCGUAUGGCGACUAAUGAAGCUGUUGACCAUGAAAAACACAUGGAUGAAAAUAGAGUUAUUGAUGAAUCAAUUCCUGAAGUAGAAAGAAUGAAAAUCAAGGACGCUCUGAAUUAUAAACAAUUAGAAGAACUAGGAGAGCUUCCAUAUGAACUGCAAAUAGUACUAAAAGAAAGAAUAAGCCUGUUUAAGAAAACUGCUGGAAAAGCAAGAAAGCUUAUUUAUCAAGUAUUAAGUCAUAGUCCAAAGGUGAGGAAACGGUUUUCAGCUACACAAAAACUGUCAAAUGAAGUAAAGUUCAUGUAUAAGGAUAUUCCGUCUGUCUUUUUAGAGCAUUUUCCUUCACAAUGUAAUACCAUUGAAGGCAAAGCCAUUUUGGAUUCAAAAAUAGUUUCGCUGUUCUUUUUACCAUUAGUGGAGCUGCUGAAAGAGCCUUAUCAAUUGAAAAGAAUGGGGAUUGAAGAAUUUAAUAACUCUUUUCGUAAAAAAGGAGCAGGGCCAAAAGAUGAAGCCGGGCUUAAAAUAAGUUUCAAUGAAUUUAUAACACUAUAUGGAAAUAACGUGAAACUCAUUGCUGAAGAUUUAGAGAAAGUUGCUGAAAGAGCACAAGGAUAUGUGGUAGAUUUUGAUGAAUAUAGGAAAUCUUUGGUUGAUGAAUUAAUUAAUGUCCCUGAUUUAAAUUUGCAGGAUUUGUCGUUAGCUGACCUUUUCACUCAAUGUUUGGCAGCAGAAGACCCAAAUCUUACAAUAAAGGUCUGCGAUAUUGCCAGUAUUCAUUUGCUAUUACUACAACACUUAGAUAUACUAAAAGAAUCGUUUUCUGAGGAUGAUCCUGUUGUCUUGAUUAUUGAAAGCUUCGGAGAUAUCACUGAGCUAUAUAAGAAAAUCCUAAAAAGUGAUACAAAGGAUAUAAAAAUGAACUUAAAUCUGCCAAUAAGAUGACUGCUAAGAGAAAGAGGAAUCCAAACAUGCCCAAAGUGCAAAAGUCCUUUAACUUAUUCUUUAUUGAAAAAUAAGCCUCCAGAAGACCGCGUAGAUGAGCCUACUACUGUUACAAAAUUGUGGAACUGCUGGAGCUGUGGGAACACUCAAGAUGGGUGACACAUGAAAUGCUUACUCCCCCUCCGUGAGCGAACAAAAAAUGUUUUUAUAAAAAAAUAUUUUGAUAUAUAAAUGAUAAUUAUUAUAAUAAAACAUCUAGCUAACUAUUGAAUUUUAAACACUUACAACAUAAAUUUUGUAAAUUAAAUUAAUUUUAGCUUUGCAAUUUUCUCAAAUUUGGUAAAAAAAUUACUAUAAAAUUAAUGAGCAAAAAAAAUUUUUUUUUCGCUUGCGGGGAGGGGGGAAAUAGAGUGUGAAGCUGUCAGGCGUGAAUUCCCAAUUGAAGCUUUAAUUAACUGUUUCAGGCCGUUUUACAAUAGUAAAGAACUUCUUGCCUUCGUAAAUAUUUUACAUGACAUCCCAAGAAUUCCUCCAAAAAUCACUCCCCAUAAAUUUAUGAAAAAUAUUGUGGAAAAAGAUAAAAGUGAUUUUUCAAUGGCUCACAAAAUAAAUGGUUUUUUCAGGUCCAUUUUAGAUAAUAAGCCAAUUGAAAAGACAGAGGAUGAAGCUAUUGAAGACGCUAUAAAAGACUUUGAAAUUCAAGCGAAGCACGAAUACGACUUGAGAACUGGGCAUAGAGCUUAUCUAGACUCUAUAAAUCAAAUGCUGCUUGAAGUAGAAGAAGAAAUAAGGCUAGGAUGUAACCAAUUUCAGCAGAACACAAGAACAAUUUUAAAGCAAGCCUCUCUUGCAAUUAAAACUGGGAAAAAUACAUCUGAGGUAAAAUUUAAUGACGCAAGUACUAAUAAGAUUAAGAUUAAGAUUACGCUGGGUAUUUAAGGUCCCUACUACGUCCGAGGUCGCAUGCCACGGUUUCCCGUGUGGUGGCAGAGCGUUCACCAAGCCCGGGCCGAAACCCCGGUUUCUCGUAGAGAGCAUUGUCAAGGGCCGUCUCAUACCGGCUCUGCUGACCACCUCCAUUUCCAACUUGGAUCGUCGCCUAAGUUUACGCCAACUCCGCUUCGUCGUCCGCCAGAUCUGCCCAUUGAAGGGCACCUUUUCAACUGGAGAGACCCCCGUUUUGGUGUCUAACUCGCCUCCCCUCUUUUCCGGUCAUCCCGAGAAAGAACUCAACAGCUUUCGCCAUUCGGGGCGAGCCACUAAAGCAGCUUAGGCAGGUAAUUCACCCUGCCUCAUUUUGGGCACUCACUGGGCUGAGCGCUGCUGGCAAAAAGAGGUCACGAAUAACUGCCCAUGGAUCUGGUCGCAAAAACAGCGGCUCUCGCGCUUAGGCCUCUCGCUUCGAGGUCCCAGAUGUUGUUGGGCUAAUUCCUGGCUCCAAAAACCAUGCCCGGAUAUACAUGGGUAACCACCACUGAGAGGGGUGGGUCGGUCGCCAUACGCCAUUUUAUGUAUAUGCAAUACUAAUAAAAGAGCACAAGGAAGGUUUAAUAUUGACUAUUUGAAGAAGAAAAAAAUUUUAAUUAAUAUGAAUGUCCCACCUGCUGUUAUGAAAAACACGAUAUUUUUAUUUACAGAGACUGAGACUGGGUCUUUUGAUGUAAAAGUAGGGUUCAGCAAAUUUAUACAAAACAUCAGGAGGCUUUGAGAAAUUUCUGAAAGUCGUUUUAGCAAGAAAACCAUGAAAUCUGUUUUUGGAAAAAAAUAGUUAAGUCGAAUAAAAUAAACUUUUAAUAGAAAAUUUUAACCGACUUGCAAUGGUUUCAUUUAAUAGACAUGGAUAAAUGGUAUGAAGUCGGAGAAGCAAAAUACUAGCGUGACUGAGAAAUGAAAAAUAGCAGAGUUGGAGAUAAGAAAUCUACAUAAGUCGCGAUCUUAGGUUAUCGGCAAGUUGGUGCUAAAAUUAACGGAAAUUUUGAUGAACCCUACCAAGUCUUCAAUAUAAAACCAAUACAAGUCGAGUAAUUAAAAUAUGAUCAGAUCAAUUAAUCUUAAAUUUAAAAAAAGCACCAUUUUCUUAUAUUUUUUCGAUAAUGUAAAAUAUAUAUAAAUUUCAGUGUCGUGAUUAUGAAACCAUUUAUAGUAGAGAAAUUAAAACUGUAGCAGGUAGGCUAUGAGAAAUAUUAGGAAGUCGUUGCGAGUUUUAGUAUCCAAUAAAAUAAGUAUAGUCGAUUAAAAACAAAAUUAAAUUAAAAUCUUUGAUUGGGGGUCUUAAAAUAAGGCAUAUAAAAUUAAAUAUGAAUCCAGGAUUUACUCACCCUCUUUACGGCGAUUUCGCAGAGAUACUCAGAACUGAAGAUAACGCAAUAAAUUGGUGCCAAGAAGUGAAAAUAAUGCAGCCAAACAUUUGUGAUAUAUGCCAUAAUCCAUGCCUCUCUUAUUGAAAUGGAGGAUCUAUGUUUCUACGUUGUACUUUAUGCAAUUUAAGUUUUUUCAAUUCGAAGAAGAUCCAUAUUUUCCCAAUCAAGACUCUCAAUAAGCAAGAUGGUUAGGUUAAUUUUCUAUUGUUUCGUCCGAGAACAGUCCAUGAUAACUAUUGUUGAAGACAGCGAAAUAUCAAAAGAUGCUGUUAUAAAGCUGUUUAAAAAGCUGAGAGCUUUAAUAAGUGAACAUGAGAUUGAAAAUUAUUUUACUGAUAAUCAGCUUGGAAUAGAAGAUGAAGAUGGGCAAGAUCAUCCAACUGUAGAACUUGAUGAAACUCAUAUUAUGACUAUGGAUCAUAAUCCCAAAUGGCUAUUCGGAAUUUUUGACAGAGGAACAGAAGACUAUAGAUUUACUAUGUAGGCAACGAUAGAACUUUGGGAAAAUUUAUCAGGAUAUAUUCUAAAUGCAGUAUCAAACGAUCAAAUGAAUGCUACAGAAGUAUUUAUAGAUGGCUGAGCAGCUUACAGACAGCUUCCAACAUUAGAAUAUCACCAUUCAAUUGUUUUUCAUAAUCAAGACUUUGGAAUUGGAAGGCAAACAACUAAUCGUAUUGGAAACAUUUGGAGCAGGCUAAAAAGACUAAAGGCUUAUAGAAAUGGUUUUCGCCCAAAAAAUGAAAAAAAUUUGGAUAAUUACUGUAUGUUUUUUUAUUGGCUUCUCAAACUAAAAAAUAUACCAGAAAGAAUAGACUCAUUGAUACAAGUUUUUAAAUAUCUCUAAAUUUUAAUUUAAUUUUGUUUUUAAUCGACUAUACUUAUUUUAUUGGAUACUAAAACUCGCAACGACUUCCUAAUAUUUCUCAUAGCCUACCUGUUACAGUUUUAAUUUCUCUACUAUAAAUGGUUUCAUAAUCACGACACUGAAAUUUAUAUAUAUUUUACAUUAUCGAAAAAAUAUAAGAAAAUGGUGCUUUUUUUAAAUUAAGAUUAAUUGAUCUGAUCAUAUUUUAAUUACUCGACUUGUAUUGGUUUUAUAUUGAAGACUUGGUAGGGUUCAUCAAAAUUUCCGUUAAUUUUAGCACCAACUUGCCGAUAACCUAAGAUCGCGACUUAUGUAGAUUUCUUAUCUCCAACUCUGCUAUUUUUCAUUUCUCAGUCACGCUAGUAUUUUGCUUCUCCGACUUCAUACCAUUUAUCCAUGUCUAUUAAAUGAAACCAUUGCAAGUCGGUUAAAAUUUUCUAUUAAAAGUUUAUUUUAUUCGACUUAACUAUUUUUUCCAAAAACAGAUUUCAUGGGUUUUCUUGCUAAAACGACUUUCAGAAAUUUCUCAAAGCCUCCUGAUGUUUUGUAUAAAUUUGCUGAGCCUAAAAGUAGUCCUUGUGGAAAAUAGAAAUUAUAUUUGUUUGCCGAGAGCUCCAAUUGAAGUGAAAUUAAUGGGAUUUGAAAUAGAGCCAGAUAAGUUGAAAGCGAUGAGAAGGACUAUGAACUUUAGAGCUGAGACUUCAUUUCUUGAUGGAAAAGUUAGCUUUAACGUAUUUCAGCUUGUUAGGCUGCUAGGCAGCUUGCUAGGGAAAUGCAAACAAGAGUAA
Blepharisma stoltei is the source of this 8546-nucleotide messenger RNA. The record is from the annotation of a GenBank genome assembly. NCBI's taxonomy places the organism in Eukaryota, Ciliophora, Heterotrichea, Heterotrichida, Blepharismidae.